Molecule: messenger RNA, 1254 nt
Organism: Ostreococcus tauri
Lineage: Eukaryota; Viridiplantae; Chlorophyta; Mamiellophyceae; Mamiellales; Bathycoccaceae
Product: Brix domain
Exons: 2
Coding region: 1-1254 (417 amino acids)
Biological process (GO): rRNA processing; ribosomal large subunit assembly
Cellular component (GO): preribosome, large subunit precursor
Molecular function (GO): rRNA binding
Source: RefSeq, a predicted model, not a curated record
AUGGCGAAGACGCGACGGAAGAAACGGCGGACCCACGUCGACGCAUCCGCCGCCGAACGCGCGGGGGCGAAGGAAUGUCCGCGCGCGUUGGUGUUCGCCCGAGGACGGAAAGCGGACGCGGUGAGCGAUCUGCGGGACGACGUGCGACGGGUGAUGGAGCCGCACACGGCGAAGAACCUGAAGGAGUCGAAGAGUAAUAAAUUGAAGGAUUUCGUCCAGGUGAGCGGACCGCUGGGGAUCUCGCACUUUGUGAUGUUGAGCUCGUCGGAUGCGAACAAGUAUCUGAAGAUUGCGAAGACGCCGAGGGGGCCGACGCUGACGUUUAAGAUUCACUCGUUUUCUCUCGCGAGAGAGGUGGCGGCGACGCAGAAGAAUCCGAGGAAUCCGGCCAAGGCGUUCUUGUCCCCACCGUUGGUGGUUUUAAAUAAUUUUGGCGACGAGGCGCAUCAAAAGUUGGCGACGAUUACGUUUCAGAAUAUGUUUCCGCCCAUAAACGUGCGCAAGGUGAAGCUGUCGACGUGUCAGCGGGCGGUGCUCGUGGAUUACGACGCCAAGGCGAAGCGGUUUCAGUUCAGACAUUAUAGCAUUAACGCCGUUCCGGUGGGGGCGAACAAGAAGCUGAAGAAGCUCUUACAGUCGCGAAACGCGCCGGAUCUCGGGGAGUUGCAGGACGUGAGCGAGUUUUUCGACAAGCGCGUCGGCGACGCGAGCGACAGCGAAGGAUCUGACGACGAGAGUCGUCGAGUGCACUUGACGCAAGAUUUCAACCGCAUCGCUCACGCCGACAGCACGUCCAAGAUCGUCCUCAGCGAGAUAGGUCCGAGGAUGGAACUAGAGUUGGUCAAGGUGGAGGAAGGCAUGUGCGACGGCCGUGUCCUCUACCACGCCUACGUGAAGAAGACGGCGGACGAGAUCAAGACGCUCGAGCAGAAGAAGGUCGAUCGCGAGAAACUACGCAAGAAGCGCCGGCUUGAGCAAGAGGCGAAUGUCAAGCGCAAGAAUCGAGAGAAGGAGGCGCGCGCCGACGCGGAGCGCGAGCGCCAAGGCAAACCGGGCAAGAAGAAAUCCCCGCUCGACGAGUACGGAAACGAGCGCGAUUUGGAGGGUGAGAAAGAGGACGACGCCAAGUGGGCCGCCGCAUUCGAGAAGGAAGAGCGCGAGUGGCGCGAGGGCGACGAGUACGACGCGAAGACAAAAUCCGUCGUCGCCGCCGGCGCGCGUCGAUCUAAGCGACCGCGACGCGGCGACGACUAG